CUUCCUGGCAUGUUUUUCUUCAGAUGGCCCAAGAAACAGCAAGCCGGUGGGAAGCCGCACCACGUUUGAGAUCCUUGGCCUUCCUUUUCCCAAGAAAGCAGAUCCAAGUGUCGGAGAAAUAAUUGAAACGGAAGAACAUCAGCGAAAGAAAUAUUAACUCCCAUUAAGUGGCGGAUGAUGUCUGCUUUGCUUACAGCGGUGGGUCUUCAGAAGGCAUCCCCUCUACCACAUAAAGAGCAACAAGACUACCAUUCCCCAGAAGCAUUGCGGCAGCUUCCUCCCAGGAAGCAUUAUAACAGGAAACAAGGCCUAGAAGAAAGCCUUGUCUUUAUCCAGAUGGCCCAUGGACAACAUGAUUGUAAUGAUGACAGCUGGAGAUGUUGAAGCUAAAAGCACCAUGAAGAAUCACAAUCCAUCUGGGAAGAAGCCAGCAAGAACUUCUGCUCCUUCCCGAUGGCAUAGGGGCAGGUUUCGGCGAAAAGUGCCCUCCGAAGUGACUGUGAAGGGGCAGCUCCGGAUGCGAUCACCCUCAGGAGCUUUUGUGAUGGUGGGUGUCUCAGUGGUCCUGGUGGGCAUGACCAUUGCUGUCAUUGGGUACUGGCCUCACCGUACAAGAUCUGGAGGUAGCAGGCUGGGGAACUCCAAUGCCACAGAUGAGAUCAAGAAGGAAGUGAAAGUUUCCUCCCACCCCAUUCCUCACAGCGAGAAGCUGAAGCUGGUUGGGCCUGUUAUUAUGGGCAUUGGGUUGUUCAUCUUCAUCUGUGCCAACACCAUGUUGUAUGAGAACAGAGAUAUGGAGACCCGCUUGCUGAUGCAAAGGGAACUCUAUUCCAUGAGCCUGAGUGUCCCUCAAGACACAGGCCAAGCAAGCAGUUACUUUCAGAGGAAGCCGAGCCCAUCUACCGUCCAGGCCAACGCAGAAUGUGUAGAAGGAUGUUACGAGGUGGAUCUCUCUUCCGGUGGGUUCCUGUCCUGUUCCUGCCCUGUAAAGAAGUGGAGCAACAGUUACAGCUCAGAUAAACUCCAGACUGCCACCCAGCUUCUUCAUCACAAAAGUGUGUCACCUUCCCUCUCACUCUUGAGUGUCCACUCGGAGGUUGGCCACUCCAUGCCAGAAAAUCUUGGCCUCUCCUUUGCCCAUGGAGAUGAAUCGGUCAUCUCCACAGCUGUCAACACCCUCUCACUGCCUCUUAUUAAGCUCAAUAACCGUCUGUUUGAAAAACAGGGCAUUUCUCAGGUAAUUGUCCAGGAAGGCACUUGUGUUAGAUUGCCAGAAGAGAGGGAAGAGAUACUAAGGCUUUCGUGGACUCUUCUACCCGGAGGCAGCAGUGUGGCUCCCCUAAAAGAUGAACCCAAGGGCAAUCAUAUAGCUAUUGAUAUGGAUACAGAGUCUUCCUCAGCCACUUCCCUUGAGAAGCUCUUGCAUCCUAUAAAUGUAAAGAGGGAGUUCAGUUCAGGCACUGAAAUCUCUACUUCAGGUCACUCCAAGUCUUUGGAUCUUGGCCAGCCAGGAGUGGUGCUCGUGGCACCUGUCAAAGAAAGGAAGCACAGGAGUUGGCCGAGACUUGACCACAUGGGUUUAAUCAACUGUGCAAAACUGGAAAGCAAAGGAGAAUCUUCCGAUAGGCUUUUGGAACUAACACGAGAGCCUCUCGGCGAGAAGAGCAAACAAUCAUCCAGGGAAGUGGUCAUGGAUAUAGGUUCUGGAGUCUGAUUCCAUGUCAGAGGGAUUGUGGAUGCGGUUGUUGUUCCUUUCUUUUUAUUUUGCUGCAUCACACUGGGCAUUUCCAAGCAUGGAUCUGUGUCUUAUGACUUUGCAGUAGCAGCUGUUUAGUCAGCCAGCUAGUACUUGGACCCCAAACUGGGCUACGGAAGCAUAGCACAUCGGAUGCUGCUCAAUGGAUUGAUUGCUCAAGGUCCCAUUCCUUCCUUGCCUUAUGAGAUCUGUCUUCAACCCAACCCACUCAGUGUACGUGGGAGAAUCUGUGUUUUGAAAUGGAAAUUGAUUACAGAUUUAGUAAGUUGGAGUGGGGGAACUGCUGCUCCUCAUCCAGACUUCCCUCUCCACUCUGUCCUCAUCUGAAGCAGAGCUUGACAGAGUUAUCUUGUUUUGGAUUACAACUUCCAGAACUGCCGGACCCGGGCAGGGCAAGCUAAAUAGAGGACUUGGGAGUUUUUAUCCAAAGAAAUAACUCUGCCGAGCUCUCUUUCAAAAACUCAUUUGUAAGAACCCCAGGGAAACGUUAGGUGGAACUACUAGGGUUCUAAAAUGAUAAACUGGUGCCUCCUAAAGUCAUAGAGAUGUGGUUUUAAAUGUUAUGAGAUUAUAGUUUUAUACUCAGAAGCUUCUUUCUAAGCUCUUUUGGGAGCCAAGCAGCAAUCCCUACUUAUGGUCUUUUAUCCUCAGGUAGAAGAGCAAGGUUUUUAAAAAAAGAAUCGUACACUUUAAUUGCGAAUCUCAUUUUCAAGUUCAUCAUUUGCAAGUUCUCUCCCCUGCCCAACUUUAGAGACUCAUUGGGUUUUUUGCAGUAAAACAAGCUUAUUAGCAACAAUGGUUGUGUCACUGUUGUGAAGAUCUUGAGUCAAUAAUCAUGCCUUAAUUAUAAUUUGGAACUAAUUUUUCCCCAAGGGAAGUUUCCCAGUUGACUGCAUCUGGUCUCAUCUCUUUAGAAAACACAAUUCCUUUUAAGAAUGGGAAUAAUUGGAUGCCAUCAUGUAGUUUCCAACUUACAGCAACACGUUCCAAGGUUUUCUAGGCAGAGAAUUCAUAGAAGUGGUUUACCAUCCCCUUC
This is a messenger RNA of Pogona vitticeps (central bearded dragon), 2792 nucleotides long. NCBI's taxonomy places the organism in Eukaryota, Metazoa, Chordata, Lepidosauria, Squamata, Agamidae. The record is from RefSeq and is a predicted model, not a curated record.